GCCGGUUAUUACCUCCCCCCUUCCUGGGACUUCCCACUGUUCUUGAGCACAAAUCAGACUCGAGCAAACACAACUCUUUCCAUGGGAUCAGUUAUAAGAAGAAUGGCCAGGCCAUGAGCAGCUUAGUUUCUUGGUCUUACCAGCGGAAGGCUUGCCAACAUUUCUGAAAAAAGCCCUGGCUGGCUCAUUCCUCUCUAUAUGGUCGACUGCUGUUUCUACCGGACCAAAGGAGCAGAUUGGUUAGUGAAGGGCCGACUCAAAGCGAAUGUGAUCUUCCGCGCUGUUGCUUUUCAAAUUGCCCCAUCUGGCUGACCAUGGGCAAGUCUACCUGUUGGUAGGAGAGACUGCAUCCAGAAUGCUGUCAGAAGGGUAUCUCAGUGGACUUGCCUACCAGAAGGACAUCCACUGGAGCUGUUCAUCUUAUAAUGAGCCGGUGGCUGAGGAGAAGGAAGAAGAGACAGAAUCUGUUACUCAUCCCUACUGCUCGGUGGAUGAAACCCAAGUCCGAAGUCUGUAUGUGAGCUGCAAAUCCUCAGACAAAUUUAUUUCUUCAGUGCGUUCAAGAGAGAGCCAACACAGUAGAAAUCCGAGAGCCACAAUGCUGCAGAUGAACCCCAAUCCUGUGUUUGAAAGUCCCAACGUGGCUGCGGUCGAAAUAUGUAGAGACUCCAGCCGAGAGACCUACUUGGUCCCACCUUCCUGCCAAAGUAUUUGCAAGAAUUACAAUGACUUGCAUAUUGCAGGGGACCAGGUGAUGGCUAUUAAUUCAGUGACAACAGAUUUCCCCCCUCAGAGCAGUUUUGAAUACGGCCCUUUGCUGAAAUCAUCUGAGAUUCCUUUGCCCAUGGAGGAUUCCAUUUCCCCUCAACCCAGCUACUUUCCCCAAAAACCUAUCCAGCGGUAUUCAUCCUACUGGAGAAUAACGAGCAUCAAAGAGAAAAGCAGCCUGCAAAUGCAGAAGCCUAUGUCUAACGCAGUGCUGAAUGAAUACCUGGAGCAGAAGGUGGCCGAGUUAUAUAAGCAGUACAUUAUGGACACCGAGUUUCACGACAGUUCUCCCACCCAGAUCCUGGCAUCUGAACUCAUCAUGACAAGUGUGGAUCAAAUUAGUCUCCAAGUGUCUAGAGAGAAGAAUCUGGAGACCUCCAAAGCCAAGGACAUAGUCAUUAACUGUCUAUUACAGCUGGUAUCAAGUGAGAUCAGCACACCUAGUCUCCGUAUUUCUCAGUAUAGCAACAUCAAUCCAUAGAGAGGAUGCCUCUCAACUACUCCAAGCUAGAGCAACAUUUUCUUCAUUGAUUCCGAGAAUGUGCAGGAGUUGGGUGUGAAGCGGAGUCCAAAGCUAGAGAAGUAAAGGUUGGAUGGAGGUCAGGUGUAAAUUCAGAGGAAAUCUUAACUAUUACAUGCGAUGAAGGCGUGUGGAAAGAGGAGCCAUAAAGACUAAUUUCAAAGCUUAUUUGAAGCCACGAAGCAAAAAUAAAACCGACCCAAAAAGAAAAGGUAUGACUUAAAGGACUAUAGAAG
Messenger RNA from Zalophus californianus (California sea lion), 1524 nucleotides. It is a transcript of the gene TASL, whose product is annotated as TLR adaptor interacting with endolysosomal SLC15A4. Gene Ontology annotation, biological process: regulation of toll-like receptor signaling pathway. Lineage: Eukaryota; Metazoa; Chordata; Mammalia; Carnivora; Otariidae. The record is from RefSeq and is a predicted model, not a curated record. The coding region runs from base 356 to 1249 and encodes 297 amino acids. The transcript is spliced from 3 exons.